Molecule: messenger RNA, 1074 nt
Organism: Microcebus murinus (gray mouse lemur)
Lineage: Eukaryota; Metazoa; Chordata; Mammalia; Primates; Cheirogaleidae
Product: glutathione S-transferase theta-3
Biological process (GO): glutathione metabolic process
Cellular component (GO): cytoplasm
Molecular function (GO): glutathione transferase activity
Source: RefSeq, a predicted model, not a curated record
CGGAUGUCCCGGGCUGCGCGCCGAGGCUGGGCUCUGUGCCUCGGCCGUUCCUGUCGCGGCUGCUUCUUGGUGCUGUCCCAGGAGCUUGUCCUCCGCUCCCGCCCCCAAGAUCUGCCCACCGUCCCGCGCCCGGCCGCCCCGCCAUGGGCCUGGAGCUCUACCUGGACCUGCUGUCGCAGCCCUGCCGCGCCGUCUACAUCUUCGCCAAGAAGAACGGCAUCCCCUUCGAGCUGCGCACGGUGGAGCUGCUCAAAGGUCAGCACCACAGUGAUGCCUUUGCCCAGGUGAACCCCCUGAGGAAGGUGCCGGCCUUGAAAGACGGGGACUUCACCUUGGCUGAGAGUGUGGCUAUCUUGCUGUAUCUGAGCCGCAAGUACAAAGCCCCUGACCACUGGUACCCCCAGGACCUGCAGGCCCGCGCCCGCGUGGAUGAGUACCUGGCAUGGCAGCACACGGCCCUGCGGAGUAGCUGCUCCCGGGCCCUGUGGCAGAAGAUGAUGUUCCCUGUGUUCCUUGGUGAGCCGGUUCCCCCAGAGACAUUGGCAGCCACUUUGGCUGAGCUGGACAGGUGCCUUCAGCUGCUUGAGGACAAAUUUCUGCGGGACCAGGCCUUCCUCACUGGGUCCCAUAUUUCCCUGGCUGACUUGGUGGCCAUCACAGAGCUGAUGCAUCCUGUGGGCGCUGGCUGCCAAGUCUUCGAAAGCCGACCCAAGCUGGCCGCAUGGCGACAGCGCGUGGAGGCAGCGGUGGGGGAGGAUCUCUUCCAGGAGGCCAAUGCAGACAUCCUGAAGCUCAAGGACCUGCCUCCGGCAGACCCCGUCACGAAGGAGAAGCUGAGGCCCUCAGUGCAGGCUUUGUUGCAGUGAGCGGGCGGUCUGUGCUGGCAGAACACAGAGAUGGAGCUGCCUGGCUCCUUGGCUGUAAGGACUCCCAUCCUAGUGGGCUCUGGUCCCUAGCACCCUCCAGGCAUCGUGCCUGUGUGUGUUCCUUUUGUCUCCCCACCCCACUUUCCCUUCUGUUCCAGCUUCCAUGUGACCUCUGGAAACUGCUUUAGUAAACACUUAAUCAACCUUG